Molecule: messenger RNA, 411 nt
Organism: Lasiosphaeria miniovina
Lineage: Eukaryota; Fungi; Ascomycota; Sordariomycetes; Sordariales; Lasiosphaeriaceae
Exons: 2
Source: RefSeq, a predicted model, not a curated record
CGCUACAUUUGGAUAGACUCGCUCUGUAUUGUCCAGGACGACGAAGAGGACUGGCGAAGAGAGUCGGCAAAAAAUUCGACUACAUAUCUCGACUCAUACCUUACCCUAGCUGUCACAAAGUCAAAGAACUGCACUGGCGGCCUUUUCUCCAGAUACAGCCACCGCAAAUUCUGCGGUGUGGAUCUAAAGGGAUGGCCUUUCACACUAUACUGCCGGCAAAAGUUGCUACACUGGGAACUAAGGAACAAAAUCUGCUCGGACCCCGACGAAGAUGAAGACGAGCUCUACGACUCCCAUUUCCCUCUGCUCCGCAGUGCUUACGUCUACCAGGAGCGCCUACUGUCCCCGCGAGUCCUCCACUUUGGUGCCGAGGAGCUCCUUUGGGAGUGCAUGGAAGAAACGCGCUGCAAG